GCGAGGCUGGGGAGCGCUGAGCCGCGCGUCGUGCCCUGCGCUGCCCAGACUAGCGAACAAUACAGGUACGACUCGCACCGCCCUCGCCCGCCGCCGCCGCUCCUGCAGCUGCAGCGGCGCCCGCACAACUUUCCGCCCGCGCCUCCGCGAGCGCGCCGCUACCACUCUGGCUGUCUCCACUCCCGCGUCCUUGCCGCCCCCUCUCCUUCUCUGCUGCUAGGUGGCCAAGAAGGAAGACGCAAUUCAGGUGCCUCAACUUUUCCAGUGCCUGCGCUCCAGCCUGCUGCUUCUCAGGUCUCGGCCCUCUACGUGGAGCCGCGCUCGGCGGGCGCCCCCAGGGGCAGCAGCCUGGCGGCUCGGCAGCCCCUGGCCAGAUGUUCCGCAGCUGCGGUAGCGUGGCGAGCGAGAGGCGGCUGCGGGCUCUGGCGGCGCGCGUCCCGGCGACGGCGGGAAGGGUGCUGGGCGCGCCCCAGCCCGGGAGCGACUCCGCAGGGAGCGGCCGUGCGGCUGGGGACAGAGGCGCGGGCAAAGUUCGCGGGAAGGCCGGGCCGGACACGUCAGGAUGGCUAAAGGUGACCCCAAGAAACCAAAGGGCAAGAUGUCUGCUUAUGCCUUCUUUGUGCAGACAUGCAGGGAAGAACAUAAGAAGAAAAACCCAGAGGUUCCCGUCAAUUUUGCUGAGUUCUCCAAGAAGUGCUCGGAGAGGUGGAAGACCAUGUCUAGCAAAGAGAAAUCAAAGUUUGAUGAAAUGGCAAAGGCAGAUAAAGUCCGAUAUGAUCGGGAGAUGAAAGAUUAUGGACCAGCUAAAGGAGGCAAGAAGAAGAAGGACCCAAAUGCCCCCAAAAGACCUCCGUCUGGAUUUUUCUUAUUCUGCUCUGAAUUCCGCCCCAAGAUCAAAUCCACAAACCCUGGCAUCUCCAUUGGAGAUGUGGCAAAAAAGCUGGGUGAGAUGUGGAAUAACUUAAGUGACAAUGAAAAGCAGCCUUAUGUCACCAAGGCAGCAAAGCUGAAGGAGAAGUAUGAGAAGGAUGUUGCUGACUAUAAGUCUAAAGGGAAGUUUGAUGGUGCCAAGGGUCCUGCUAAAGUUGCCCGGAAAAAGGUGGAAGAAGAGGAAGAGGAGGAGGAAGAGGAAGAAGAGGAGGAGGAAGAGGAGGAAGAUGAAUAAAAGCUCUGUCUCCUUGUGAAUACCUUAGAGUAGGAGAGCGCUGUGAUUGACACAUCUCUUAUUUGAGUCGUGUCUAUUGCCCUUGUUAGGUUUAAUUACAAAAUUUGAUCACGAUCAUAUUGUAGUUUCUCAAAGUGUCAGUGGUUUACAUGAAGUGGCCGUGGGUGUCCGGAGCGCCCUGAAACUGUAUCAAAGUUGUACAUAGCUCCAAACAUUUUUAAAAUGAAAAGGCACUCUCGCGUCCUCCUCACUCAGUGCACUUUGCUGUUGGUGUGACAAGGCAUUUGAAGAUGUUUCUGGCAUUUUGUUCUCAACUCGUAAGGUAGUGUUAACUAUAUGGUUAUUGGCUAGCAAUCCUGAGUUGUCAACUGUACAUAUCUAUAGUUUGUAAAGAGAAUGAAACAACCCAGACAGAUUCUUGAUGCUCCUUGUUUGGCGUGGAGGCUGUGAGGGGAAGAUGCCUUUUGGAGGGGGCCGUAGCUCAGGGCGUGCACUGUGAGGCUGGACCUGUUGAUACUGCGGUGGGCAUCCAUUUAGCUUCAGGUUGUCCUGUGUUUGUAUAUAGUGGCAUAGCAUUCUGCUGACAUUCUUAGUUGUGGAAAGGGGGGAGGGGUCGGCCGGCAUGAGAAGUGUUUGGAGUUUUUUCUUUAGUUAAGUGCAGUAGGUUUGAAACUUUUUAAAGAAACUGUAGGACUCAUCAUUGUCAGCAAAGCAAAGAACUACUGCAUCAAUGGAAGUUCAAGAACCCUCUGGACCUAAACGCAAUUUGCAACAUUCUGUUAUUUUUUGUAUGUUUAGAAUGCUGAAAUGUUUUUGAAGUUAAAUAAACAGUAUUACAUUUUUAAAACUGU
Mus musculus (house mouse) is the source of this 2016-nucleotide messenger RNA. It is a transcript of the gene Hmgb3, whose product is annotated as high mobility group box 3. Gene Ontology annotation, cellular component: chromosome; nucleus; cytoplasm. Bases 563 to 1165 code for a protein of 200 amino acids. The transcript has 5 exons. Gene Ontology annotation, molecular function: DNA binding. Lineage: Eukaryota; Metazoa; Chordata; Mammalia; Rodentia; Muridae. The record is from RefSeq and is a predicted model, not a curated record.